Molecule: messenger RNA, 2212 nt
Organism: Arvicanthis niloticus (Nile rat)
Lineage: Eukaryota; Metazoa; Chordata; Mammalia; Rodentia; Muridae
Product: antiviral innate immune response effector IFIT1
Biological process (GO): defense response to virus
Cellular component (GO): cytosol
Molecular function (GO): RNA binding; protein binding
Source: RefSeq, a predicted model, not a curated record
GUCCGAGAGAGUCUGCAGGAGAGCAGAGUCAAUGAGAGGUUUCUGAGGAGUCCCGAUCUGCUGAAAACCCAGAGAACAGCUACCACCUUCACAACAACCAUGGGAGAGAAUGCUGAUGUUGACCAGGUCAUGGAGAGUCUGCUUCAGCUGAGAUGUCACUUCACAUGGAGGCUGCUCUUUGAAGACAUUGACAUACCUGAUUUGGAAGUGAGAAUCUCAGAGCAGGUCCAGUUCCUUGACAUCAAAAACCCAUUGGGGAUGCACAACCUCCUGGCCUACGUGAGGCACCUGAAAGGCCAGCAGGAGGAAGCCCUGCAGAGCUUGAAAGAAGCUGAAGCCUUGAUCCAGAGAGAGCAGUUGGGCAAGAGAAGCCUGGUGACCUGGGGCAACUGUGCCUGGGUGCAUUACCACAGGGGCAGCUUGGAUGAAGCCCAGAUCUACCUGGACAAGGUGGAGAAGGUUUGCAAGGAAUUUGCAAGUCCCUUCCGCUACAGGAUAGAGUGUGCUGAGAUGGACUGUGAGGAAGGCUGGGCCUUGCUGAAGUGUGGAGGAAAAAAUUAUAAACGAGCCCUGGCCUGCUUUGCAAGGGCUCUGGAAGAGGAGCCUGACAACCCUGAGUUCAACACUGGCUAUGCAGUCGUAGCCUAUCGCCUGGAUUUAGAUGACAACUAUAUUUCUCUAGAACCUCUACGGAAGGCUGUCAGGUUAAGUCCAGAAGAUCCACACAUUAAAGUUCUCCUUGCCCUAAAGCUUCAGGAUUUAGGAGAAUACGUCGAAGCAGAAACACACAUUGAAGAAGCCCUCAGCAGCACAUCUUGCCAAAGCUAUGUCUUUCGCUAUGCAGCUAAAUAUUUCCGUAGGAAAGGUUGCAUAGACAAAGCCCUUCAUCUUCUACAUAGGGCCUUGCAGGGAUCACCUUCCUCUGGCUACCUACAUUACCAAAAAGGGCUCUGCUACAAGCAAAAAAUGUUCCAACUGAAGACAUCCAGAAACAGGCAGCCGGGAAGGCAGGGCAGUGUGCAGGAAUUGGCACAACAGGCCAUUUGUGAAUUUCAAGAGACUUUGAAACUGAGGCCCACAUUUGAGAUGGCUUAUGUUUGCAUGGCCGAAGUGCAGGCAGAACUUCACCAGUAUGAAGAAGCAGAGGAAAAUUUCCAGAAGGCACUGAACAUCGACAGCCUUGUGGCUCACAUAAAGCAGGAUAUUCACUUCCGCUAUGGCCGUUUCCAACAGUUUCAUAAGAAGUCAGAAGACAAGGCAAUCACCCAUUACUUAAAAGGUCUAAAAGUAGAAGAGAAGUCCUUUGCCUGGAGGAAACUACUCACGGCUUUGGAGAAAGUGGCUGAAAGACGUGUUUACCAGAAUGUCCAUCUUGUGGAGAGCACCAGCCUUCUUGGGCUAGUCUACAAACUGAAAGGGCAAGAGAUAAAGGCCCUGCUUUACUAUGAGAAGGCCCUGAGGCUCUCUGGGGAAAUGAACCCUGCAUUUUGAACGCAGUCCACCUCUCUGAAGUUAAUACACUCACAACCUAGUGUUCCAGUGCUCUUUCCUGGUUUCUUUUUCCAAGUCGGUUUGCUGGAAUGUCAAGUAGCUAAACACAUUUUCUUCUGCAACUUCUUUCUGGUCUCUCAUGAUCCUGUCUAGAAGGCAGGAUCCAUUCCUUCCAUCCCUAGGAUACCUACUCACUUAAAUCUCAGGACUGAUUCCUGCUGUUCUGGACUCCUGUGAACUGUAGAAUCGCAGAAACGUUUUCCUUAUUUUUGUGCCUUUGGAAUAGAUAUCUUCCACCCUUUGCCUGCCAGUGUCCUAGACGAGAAAGUCUUUGCCAAAGAAGGUACUUUUUUAUGUCACAAGAAAUGCUUAUUACCAUACAAUUUCAGAGUAAAACAAAUGAGCAAAGAAGAAAGUUUGAAAGCAAAAGAGGUCACAUAUUACUAGAAAGACAUAAGAAACAAGAAGACUUUUGGCUUACUAGAGAAUUAAAAUGAAAACCCCCCUUAGGUAGUAAAGUCUGAAAAUUACAUAAGUAACUUCUUUCAACAUUUGUAUGCUAAAAAUAUUCACUGAAAGUGACUAAAAUAAGGCAGUGGUGGCACACGCCUUUAAUCCCAGCACUUGGGAGGCAGAGGCAGGCGGAUUUCUGAGUUCAAGGCCAGCCUGGUCUACAUCGUGAGUUCCAGGACAGCCAGGACUACACGAGAAACCCUAUCUC